Pistacia vera is the source of this 421-nucleotide messenger RNA. RefSeq lists its product as uncharacterized. NCBI's taxonomy places the organism in Eukaryota, Viridiplantae, Streptophyta, Magnoliopsida, Sapindales, Anacardiaceae. The transcript has a single exon. The record is from RefSeq and is a predicted model, not a curated record. Bases 59 to 421 code for a protein of 120 amino acids.
ACUGAAAUACUCACAAUUUGACACACACACUAGACUAAACAAAAACAUUCAGGUUAAGAUGGAGUCAAACCGCAAGCGCAGAGGGUUCAUUAAGGGGAAGCUGAUGCCUCUAUACCGAGUGGGGAGGUCUUCCUCCAACGUACAAUACAGUAGCAAAGUUAUGAAGCCGAGCCAGCCAUCGGCGGCGACUGCUUCAGUGGGUUAUGUCGUCCACCAUCAUCAGGACUAUGUAGUUGCUCAGCCUCAGCCUCAGCCAAAGGUUUCGUUUAUUGUACAAGCUGAUAACAAUCGUGAGGUGAACCACUUUGAUAACCUAUUUGGAGAUGAAAUGGUCGAUGACAAAGCUGCAAGCUACAUCUCUUCUGUUCAAGAACGUUUCAAGCUUGAACGUAGCAACUCAGCCAAGACAGUGAGCGUUUGA